This is a messenger RNA of Pundamilia nyererei, 557 nucleotides long. RefSeq names its product reactive oxygen species modulator 1 (gene romo1). The record is from RefSeq and is a predicted model, not a curated record. Gene Ontology annotation, cellular component: TIM23 mitochondrial import inner membrane translocase complex. Bases 172 to 411 code for a protein of 79 amino acids. Gene Ontology annotation, biological process: protein import into mitochondrial matrix; protein insertion into mitochondrial inner membrane. NCBI's taxonomy places the organism in Eukaryota, Metazoa, Chordata, Actinopteri, Cichliformes, Cichlidae. The transcript is spliced from 3 exons.
CUCCACGUUACUGUAGCUCUUUAUGACCUUCCUCUAUCUUUUCCUUCUUCCUCUAUCUGGUUAUGGAGGUCUGCUUGAAAGGCAUUUAAAAGCAGCUGCGCUCAAACUCACGAGAAACCUGAAGUUUCAAAUCUAAAAAAAACCCCCUCCGUUUUAAACACACAGUUAAAGAUGCCGGUGGCUGUAGGUCCAUAUGGCCAGACCCAGCCAAGUUGCUUUGAUCGGGUCAAAAUGGGCUUCAUGAUGGGUUUUGCAGUAGGAAUGGCUGCUGGUGCCAUGUUUGGUACUUUCUCCUGUCUCAGGAUCGGCAUGCGUGGCCGGGAGCUCAUGGGAGGAGUAGGAAAGACCAUGAUGCAGAGUGGAGGGACGUUCGGCACUUUUAUGGCCAUUGGUAUGGGUAUUCGCUGCUGAAGACAAGAGGAAAGACCUAUAUACAAAUAUUCAACAAUGGGACUCUUCAACUAUUUCCAGUCACAGCUUUCUGUCCAUUCAGUGCUGCCAUGUUCUCAGCCAACAGUCUAGUUUUGUCAAUAAAAGUUCAAAUUCGUGAAAUGGUU